CCUCACUGGACGCCAAAAGAGAUAUCUCUGCAAUCGUCAAUCGAUCUCAGCUCUCUCGACAAACAUUACCGGCUCAAAUCCGAUCCCCGAUUUGCACCCCGUGAUCAGCAGCACCCAGACUCAACGUUCGAACAAAGUGAAGGCUGCUUUCGGCACUUCGGAAACAAGAUACACUUCUCCCCUAUCAGUGCAGCUUCCAGCUGCGCCCAAUCAUUGCCUUAUUCUUGUGGAGGCUUGGUCGAUCACCGUCAACCUGGGGCAUCCCGAAGCGACCUUUACACACUGGAGGAUAGCCGAGUGACGGAUAAAAUAGGAGCGCGGCCCAGCGGAACCAAGUCGGUCAGGCUUCAGAAAGAGAAGGGUUUCGAGACAGCCCCGAGGAUCCAAGCUUGUAUCCCCUCGACCUCGAGACAUCUUCACCAACAGGUCCACCACUGGCCACAACCAUUCGUCCCUCUCGAUCACCAUGAGGAAUCCGAAGCCUCCCACGUGAACAGACUCCUUUACAUCAUUUCCCAGCCCCGACUGGCGACCAGGGAACCAUAGCCGUCAUGGCACCGUGGCCUCAGGAUACUGACGCAUUGCAUUCGCUUGCUGCAUCUUUUCCGGAGGUCAUCAUUGCCCGCGCGACCCCGGCUUACGACCGCAUCCCCAACGGUCUGACUGACCGGCAAUGGACAAUCAUUCAAUCUACGUCGCUGGCAGUCGCCGCCUUGAGCUUUGCAUCCGUCACUCUCGCCUUCUAUUGGUUUUCUCGCAUGAGGCGAAGCUUUAGACAUGAUCUUAUCAUGCUGCUCAUGUCGAGCGACAUGCUCAAGUCCUUGUGGUUCAUCAUAUUUCCCAUCGUCGACUUCAAGACCGGUUCGGUUGCAUCAGAAUCAUCUUUCUGCCAAGCAAGCGGUUUCUUCCUCGCCGUCGGCAUAGAGGCGUCUGACAUCGCUGUUGUCCUCAUCGCCCUCCAUACCGCGAUUUACAUCUUCCGCCCGCGACACUCCGGACGCCAGAGCGGCCUCUAUCCACACCGCCGUCUUGCGUUCAGCGUUUUUGCCCUCUUCCCGCUUUUGAUGGCUUCUCUAGCCUUCAUCAGCUGGCCCGGCUAUGUGAACAAUGGCGAGUACUGUUACUUACCAGUCCGUCCCGAGUGGCCGAGGCUUGCCCUCAGCUGGGUCCCCCGCUACAUGAUUCUUCUCACCAUUGUUGCACUGUAUGCCUACAUCUACAUAUACGUCACGCUACGCAUGCGGCGAUUCGGUCGCCUCAGCGCCAUGAGACGCGCGAGCGCAACACAAAUACCGGAUGACGGACACUGGGCUCACAUCCCCUCGGUGCCCGCUACUCCCACAUCUCGUCGUGGAUCCGAGACCUCGAUGGAGGACGCAGACCGGCACCGUACUUCGUCCACUGCCACCACGAUGACGGCUGAGAUCGAGCUCUUGCACAGUCGCCAAAAGAUAUCGUGGAACUGGCCGGCGUACGGCGCUGACGACGACAGCCGGAUCCCUGUACAGGAGGAGGUGCUUUCGCCUCGCGCGUUGGAACCUAGCGGCAGUCCCCUCUCAGCAACUUUCGGUCCCAUCUCGCCACCCCCCCAGAGCUAUAUUCGCCGCGACACCGUCGACCUGAGUCCGCCCGACCACCACUACCACCAACAACAAACCAGCUUCAGCUCGCACUGGCAGCCACUGAAUAGCCCGACAAGUGCCCGCGCCAAAUCACUGGCCAACAUUUGGUCAAUACUUCGCCGAGGCACAUCCCUCGACUCGGACCCCGAACACAACGCAACCCCCUUUCUCUUCCACCCGACCAUGGACGGCACGGGUAUGGCAAAAACACGCGACAAGAUUCGCCGCCAACUGCGACUGCUUUUUGUAUACCCGCUUGUGUACAUCUUGAUCUGGGCGGUCCCCUUUGUCGCGCAUGUCAUGCGCUGGGACAACCCAGAGGAGACCGGCCCCUUUGCGGUUGUUUUAUUAUCACUGGUGAGCCUUUCGAUACAAGGCCUCGUGAAUUCAUGUCUGUUUUGCGCCGUUGAGAAGCCUUGGAUCGACAGGAAGGCAAAGUACAGGAGAGCACCGUCAAAGACGCGUCAAGAUAAAGAUGAAAACCGGUACCGGACCGGUCAUCGGAGGAUAUCAUCAUUUUAGCGUAGUCGUUUUCCCUAUUUCUUUCUUUUGUUUUUCCGCCUUGAUACCACAUGAAUUGAAUGACCACUUUCUUGAUUACUUGGUUUGGG
Colletotrichum destructivum is the source of this 2233-nucleotide messenger RNA. Its product is annotated as Putative G protein-coupled receptor GPR1. The coding region runs from base 552 to 2144 and encodes 530 amino acids. Gene Ontology annotation, biological process: adenylate cyclase-activating G protein-coupled receptor signaling pathway. The transcript is spliced from 2 exons. NCBI's taxonomy places the organism in Eukaryota, Fungi, Ascomycota, Sordariomycetes, Glomerellales, Glomerellaceae. The record is from RefSeq and is a predicted model, not a curated record. Gene Ontology annotation, molecular function: G protein-coupled receptor activity. Gene Ontology annotation, cellular component: plasma membrane.